CUCGAUUUAGGUUAGGUUAGACGAAGCGGGAACGAAGUGACGGCCAUUGCUCUCUUUUUCUAUUCUCUAUUAUACUACUGGUUAGAAAGAGACAGCGCUUGGUCGUCACCAGUCGCUAUCUCUUUCUUUCGGCCCGACAUGUUUUCUCUGCCUGCGCGUAGUCCAUACUAUACGUUGAUGGGCUAGACUCUUGCCUUGAUUAUUGAUUGAUGAUUCCUUGAAUUAUGAAGACUAGAGACAGGAGACCGAUCUCCAUAGUAGGAAAGUGUGCUGAAAAUAUGUACAUCUAUUAGUACCAAUCUGCGGCGCUGGCGACGAAUAACAUACCGGACCUAUUGAUAAAAUUGUAGUCCAGAGCCCAAAUCCAUCGUAGUUUAGCAUCGUAAUAUGAAGCUAAUGGUGUAAAACAGCAUGCUUUUCCUAUUUUUCUAUUAAUGCUGCUUGAGUUAUAAUAAUAUUUAUAAUAAGAGCAUCGGUUCCGGUACCUUAAAGUACAGCCAGCGCCGCAAGUUUGCAACUAAUAGCGUGUCACUUUAUAGGCACAGUUUCGGUGAUGAAAAUUAUACCUAGUUCGGUCUCCUGGUUCUAGUCUUCAUACCUUGAAUCUUCCAAGACGUCUUAUUUAUUAUCAAUGUGGUCUUCUGUUAUUCUAUUGCCCUUUUUAAAUGUUCGUGGUAGUGUCACUCUGCUGCCAUAUGGCAUUUCUUGACAUUAAUGUGGGAAUAAAUAAAAACCAACUGUGUUAGCGUUCGGUAACUCUUUCGAUACUAACGGUAACUUUUCACCCAUUAAAAUUUCGCAUUGACUUACGACUUUGGUAGAGCAGAGUAUAUUUGUUACCAUGGUAUAUCUGUUAUCAAUUAUUUUUUAUUUCAUAACUUUUUCGUUUUAUGUUACGAGAAUUGUGCGAUUAGCAAUAUGAAAAUAUAUGUUCGCGUUGUGAUUACCCCGUAUCGUGGUAACGCAUUCACAAGCAAGGCCGUAUCGAAAAGGUUAAGGAAUUUUUGUCAAGUAAAAAGGAAUGUUUUAUAAGAUGUAGAGUUUUUCCGAAAGAAAAGAAUCGUGGUGUCCGCUGGACGUAACAACUGAAUUGUAUUGCAUAUAUUAUGCACCUACAGCAAUACAAACAAUACAAAAAAUGACUAAAACUUUUACAUACAUCUAAUAUUAUAGAUGUUAAAUAACAUGUUGUCAAAUAAAAAUAUAACUUAAAAAAUAAAUUUUAUUUUUGUAAAUUAUGACUUUAUACGACUAUCAUUUGAUAUUUCUUUUUAUUAUAAACUUUUUUUGAGGUUUUCACCAGUAUUACUUUUUAUACUUCUCUUUUGAAGAUUAAAUACUUAUAACUUAUAAUAGACAUUAUACAAAAAAGCUUUCGUGUUAAAUCUACUUCUUUGUUCCUAUACAAUCUAAAUGUGCAAUUUUUUUAUAAGAAGUUAUCUUCGAAAAUUAGAAACUCUUUUCGUUCUCACUUCCACGAGUGUGGUGAGAGUUUGAUUCUAUUUUAUAUGAUUACAAAUGUGGCUUUAAAUCAUUCAAUAAUGUAUACAGGCUGUCCAGGUGCAAUUGAGUGUUUAAAAAAUUUUGAUCGUACACCUAAUAUGUGUAGAAUGUGGUUUAACUGAUUAUAAUUAAAAUAUAGUAUUAAUAUACAACUAAUAUAAUUAUUAGUAUAAUUAAAAUACAAUAAAGAUAACAUAUGACAUAAUAUAAGAUCCAGGAAGUGGUCAGUGCUUUCAAUAACUAUCAUCAUAGACUAAGAUUUACAGUAGAAAUAGAAAACAAAGGAGUGAUUAAUUUUUUAGACACGACUGUAAUUAGAGACAGGAAAGCACUGAUUACUAACUGGUAUAGAAAACCAACAUUCUCGGGCAGGUACAUAAACUUUUGCUCUAAUCAUUCGAACAAACACAAGAUCAGUAUUAUAACUAGUUUGAUUGACAGAGCAAUUUUACUUUCUGACUCUCGUUUCCAUACACAGAACAUUGCAACUGUUCGUAAAAUUUUACUAAAUAAUUGUUAUCCAUUGACAUUUAUUAACAAGCACAUAAGUAAGAGAAUCAAGAAAAUUAAGUAUAAUGACGCUUCUUUUAAUAAUGUUGACGCACAGAAUAAUAACGUUAUAAAAAUUCUUUACAUAAAAAACUGGAGUGAGAAUAUUAGAGGACAGCUAAGUCAAUUUGGUUUUAAUGUUGUGUAUGGUAUCCAUAAAAAGCUUGAUUACGUGAUAAAGAGAGGAAAAGAUUGUUUAAAAAAUGCGCUAAAAAAGUGUGUCGUCUACAAAAUUAUUUGCAAGAAUUGUAAUGUUUGUUACAUCGGACAAACAAAAAGACACUUAGAAACUCGGGUGAAAGAACACAUACAGGAUAUAAAAAAGCAUGACAAUAAUCAUUCUGUUGUUAGUAGACACAGAAUCUGCAAUAACCAUAACUUCGAUUAGAAUAAUGUAAAAAUUCUGCAUCAAGAAGACCAUCGCAGAAAGAGGGAAAUUGCAGAGAUAUGCUACAUAAAGCAGAGUGAUAGUGCCAUCAAUUUACAAAAUGACACGGAGAGCUUACCUUGUAUAUAUAAUUUUAUUUUGAAGCAUAUGUGAGGGUAAGACAAGUUGUUUGUGUGUGGUACUCACAGUACGUGUUCGACUAGACAACAGAACAGGCCAUGGAUUGCUCGCUGAUGUGUCAGAGACGUCCUUUGUAAUGUGAAAAAAUCGUUUUCAAGCAAAAGGAAACAGAAAAGCCACAACGUAAUAUCGAUAAUACGUUUAGUUGGUGCCCUGUCAAUCAUCAAUGCACAACGUUACGGAAUAUUGAGCGGCCAGCGCGGCAAUGGAGGUUUCACCCCCGCACGAUCUCUUCAGACAAGAAGCGAAGAAAGCCGACUGUAGUAUAAAAAGCUACGUGCGAACUGCACGCAGCGUGCACUUUAUCGUCGAUUUUUCCGACGUUCACAACACGCGCAAAGUCAAUCACCUCUUGAACGUCGUAGAGCUAUGUUGUCUCUUUGCGACUUUUCUGAAGUCGAUCCUGUUAUUUUUCAGACGACAUGAAUCAGUUCUUCAUGUUGUUCUAUAUAAUGAUGGUUAUGUGGAUGUUCUAUGGAAAAUGUAAAGCAGCUCCAGGAUUUAUUGGUAUCCAUCGCAACUUAGAAAAUUAUCCAUAUGUUCACAG
This is a messenger RNA of Ooceraea biroi (clonal raider ant), 3167 nucleotides long. It is a transcript of the gene Dsk, whose product is annotated as Drosulfakinin. The record is from RefSeq and is a predicted model, not a curated record. NCBI's taxonomy places the organism in Eukaryota, Metazoa, Arthropoda, Insecta, Hymenoptera, Formicidae.